Molecule: messenger RNA, 1521 nt
Organism: Suillus subalutaceus
Lineage: Eukaryota; Fungi; Basidiomycota; Agaricomycetes; Boletales; Suillaceae
Exons: 2
Coding region: 52-1521 (489 amino acids)
Source: RefSeq, a predicted model, not a curated record
CACUACCAGUGCUCCGCUAUUAUAACUUAUGGACCUCCAAUUAUUGCUCGCAUGAACCCAUCACACAAACACAACCCGUGGUCGUUCAACCACCGUACUCGAGCUCGUGAUGCAUUUGAUUCUGAUUCCGACCCUGAAUCCGAGGUCGAAACUAACUCUAAAGUCAAUCUUUCCUCCGACGACACCAGACUUAUUCAAGAGCUCGAUAUCUCCUCACGACACGAGACUGUGGAAUACAAGCCCAACCCGUGGAGUAUUGCACGUAUUAAUGCUGCUAGUCGUCCACCGAAUAAGGAACCCCCCGGCCAGGCGAUCUCAGAGGACAUACGGCGGAAAUCACAACCACAGGCACCACAGGGUCGAAUCGUGGAUGCUUUCAAAAUACAGGCAGAGCGCAAGCCGCCUCGUGCACCUCCUCCUUUGAAGGCACCCAAAGUUACAAAGGCCAAGUCGAAUACACCCCGGGUCUCUCAGAAGGACCAAGUUUGUUCACAAAUCCAGAGCAUGAGUAGCGCUGAACCAGGGGAUUAUUUGCGGCACGAUAAUGCACCUUUUCUCGACAGAGGGUCCCGAACCAGUUCUUCGGACACGCCGGCUAUCUUGUCGUCCAACGCUCCCCAGAUAUAUGAUGCACGUUUUCUGCACUCCGCAGACCGUUUUCAAGUGUUGUCUGCAUUGCCCGUUCCCCAGGUUCCGGCGGUGGGGUCCUGCCGCACAGUACCACCUGCGAUGGUUAAAGGAGAGCCUCCGUCAAUGCCGCAGUGGUUGGCCUCUACCAUUCAUAGUUCCAUCAAACCUCCACUGGCUCAGGCAGAAUUUCUCGAAAGAGUUUCAAGCCCGAUGCAAAAGCAUAACGAUCUUAUGUCUCCCGAGUCCAGGAAGCGUCCCAACCAAUCGCCGACGCCAUCUCCACUGCCACAACGUGCCAAAAAGUCUUCACUGAAACGUAAUAUCGCGGUCUCGUCAGUUUCACGCGGUGAUCGCCAAAUUUCUGCAUACGCGUUCGAUGAUGAUCCUGACGCUAACUGGAGUACGGUCAUGAAACCCGAGAAGAAAAAGAGUAGCAAGUUCAAGGUCGGUAACAUACUGUCAACAGGACCAUUCAGUCUUCGUCUUCCUGGUAUUACCGUCGGAAAUUCAAAGGACUGGAGUACGGGCGUGACACGGACAAAGAAGAAGCUUGACACCCAGACAAAGAAACGUGUUAUUACGUACCUCCCACCACCACUACCACAGCGCACCGCACCGCAAAUUGAAAAUUCGCUCCAGAUCGAAGAACACUACAUCCCCGAUGACAACGUGUCCCCCCCUGGAUCUACGUCAGCUGCUCAGUCACCACAAGGGAGCGGUCGCGUAUCUCCUCUGCCACACGCCGAUUCUGAUGAUUUGACAUUGGUGGGUGGAGUGGACGAGCAAGUGAUACCAUUCGAUGCUGGAGAGGUGAAGACGCGGUAUCCCAAAGUUCGCAAGCUCAUCAAAGAGGUGUGCAUCUAUCUCGACUGCCCUUGCAAAUGCCCUUGA